UAUAAUAUUGGAAGAUCAAUUCGAUGUCUGUGUAAUAUCAUACCAAGAAGACCAUUCACGUCUGAUCUGCGAGGACUGCAUUGUGCGGCUGAGAGAUGCCACUGCCUUCCGGAGACAGGUGGAGCAAGCGGAGCGGGCCUUAAGCAGGAACACCAUCAGUAAUGGAGUUUGUAGUGGCACAGAACUCCUAUCCAAACUAAUAGAUUACAAAGAUGACUUCAUUGAUCAUAUCACUGGUGACUUUGAUGACGAUUUAGCUGACGUAGUGGUUGAUGAUCACAGCGGUGGUGAGAUCGGAUGGCAGGAAGAUGGUGAUGAUGAUGGUGAUGUGUUCGUAAUUAAAAUGGAGCCUGAAGAUGAUACAAUAGUAAAAUCACAAGAAAAUGAAUUGUUUAAGAAAAGUGUACCAAAGAGUCUACAGAAGGGAAUAUCAUUGACUAGUAAAAGCAAGGGAGUUGUUAAAGCUAAUAAAGAUGAGCAAAAAGAGACGCAGAAAAGAAAGCGAAUUAAAUCUCUAACACAACUCAACUUGAAAGAAAACUCUUUAAAACUCAUAAACAACUCUAACCUAUGUCUCUUCGAGUCUUUAAAGACCAAAUUCCGCUGUUUCUACUGCAAGAACUCGUAUUUAAACAUUACUGAGUUACGCGAGCAUUCGACAAGCCACUCUAACCCUUCGUAUUUGAAGAUGUGCAUUAAUAGAUUGCAAGGAAUGUCGUACAAAAAUGUCGAUAUAUCUAAUUUAAUUUGCAAGAAUUGUUCGCAACCCCUCAAAGAUUUGGCAGAGUUGAGAAAACAUUUGAUGGAAAUGCAUAACGUUGAGUUUUCUGAUUCGGAGCAUUUGUUAAUACCUUACAGGUUAGAAAACGGUUUCAACUGCGUGUUGUGCGAACAGAAAUUCAACACUUACUUCAGAUUAUCGAUUCACAUGAACACUCACUACACGAACCACGUUUGCGAAAUCUGCGGCGUUUCUUACAUCAACCGUUUGAGCCUCAGAAUGCACGUGAACUCCAUACACAGAGAGAAAAAAUGUUCCAUAUGCCUUGAUACUUUCACCAACACAUAUUCUAGAGUAAAACACAUGAGAAAAGUGCAUAAUUCCAGCCAGGCCAAGCGUUACUGCCUUCUUUGCAAUAAAACUUUCCGUUACACGUAUAUGUUGAAUGAACAUAAGAUAAAGGAGCACGGGGCUAAGAGGCAGUUAAGUGAUUGUGCGCAGUGCGGGAAAUCCUUCCUUAGCGAUGUCAAUUUGAGAACGCACAUAAGAGGUGUUCAUGUAAAGGAACGUAAUUACUCUUGUAUUUAUUGCGGGAUGAGUUUUUUUACCUCCUGCGACCAGAGGAGGCAUGAACGGACACAUCAGGACGUCAGGUUGUUUGCUUGUAGCUACUGUGAAGGGCGGUUCAAAUCGAAGGAUUCGCUGCGAAGGCAUCUCAAGCGACAACAUGGGAACCUGUUUGUAGCAAAUACUUAGAGUAAUAAAUAUUUUAAAACAAUAUA
Molecule: messenger RNA, 1503 nt
Organism: Pectinophora gossypiella (pink bollworm)
Lineage: Eukaryota; Metazoa; Arthropoda; Insecta; Lepidoptera; Gelechiidae
Product: zinc finger protein 14-like
Exons: 7
Coding region: 344-1477 (377 amino acids)
Cellular component (GO): nucleus
Source: RefSeq, a predicted model, not a curated record